Molecule: messenger RNA, 4123 nt
Organism: Drosophila nasuta
Lineage: Eukaryota; Metazoa; Arthropoda; Insecta; Diptera; Drosophilidae
Gene: mahe
Product: maheshvara
Exons: 3
Coding region: 514-3441 (975 amino acids)
Molecular function (GO): ATP binding; RNA helicase activity; nucleic acid binding
Source: RefSeq, a predicted model, not a curated record
GCUGAAAUUACCAUCUGCAAAACUUUUUUUGUUGUAAAAAUAUAUAUACAAAUACACAAGAAAAGUAAUAGAAAAUAGUUUUUCAUAAAAUAGUGUAAAACAAAGUACACUUUUAGUUAGCUUUAAAGUUAGUUUUCAGUGUUAAAAGCAAUUAAUUUGAAGCUCUAGCUCUAGUUUUUCUUACACUAGGCGUGACGACGAAAAAAUCGACAAAAAGAAAAAAAGCAGAAAAAAAACAAAUUUCACUCGAAAUCCGCAAAUAAGAUUUACACACGCGACCGCAUCAAAUUCGACACAAAAUCAAAAAAAAAAAAAAAAAACCGACAAAUAUUUUGUGAAACGUUUCAAAAAGUAGCUCAAAAUUAUACAAAGUCAACAACUAACACGAAAAUAAAGGGCGGACUUUGAAGGCAAAUCCCGCUAUCAGCUACACAUAGACAGAGGAGUGUGUGUGAUAGAGAGAGACAGACAGACAGCAAGAGCGAGUGAGAGAACGAAACGCGAAGCAUAACAAUGUACGCUGGAGCAUAUGCACCCAACGCCGGCGGCGUGCAACAACAGCACACGGGCGGCUAUUAUGGCAACGGUGGUGGCGGCGCAGCUGCUGGCGGCGGCAAUGGACCACGUCACGAACGUCCCUAUUAUCCGCGCAACAAUUUCGCCGGCGCCGCUGGGAAUGCGGCCUCAUUGAAUGGCGCUGGCGGCGGUGCCGCUGCCGCUGCAGCCGCUGGUGGCAUGCACUUUGGCCAGCCAUACGGUGUGAUGACCUACGGCAUACAGAACAGCAUCAGCAUGGGCGCUGGCGGUAAUCCGUAUCGUGGCGGUGGCGGCGCCAAUGCUGCCAUGCAAAACGGCGCCUUUGCUGGCGCCAAUGGCAUCGCCUUCCAGGGUGGACCCCGGGCCAAGAAUCCCAAUUACGCUCAACGCUAUCAGAAGCCACACAAUGGCAUGGGCAACGGCGGCGGUGGCUAUCAAGGCGGUGGCAGUGCCAACUACAAUGCGGCCGCAUUGGGCAUGCUCUCCAAAGAGGAACGCGCCGAAUUGCAACGCGAGAAGGCCAAGAAUCCGGGACGCAAUCUGGUCAAGCCGCAUUGGGAGAACUUGCCGCCAUUCCAAAAGGAUUUCUACAUUAUGCAUCCCAAUAUGCAGAAUCGCAGCGAACAGGCUGUCGCCGAGAUGCGUCACGAACUCGAGAUUACGGUGUCGGGCAACGAGCUGCCACAUCCGGUGGCCAAUUUCGAGGAAUGCUCGUUGCCGCCGCACAUCAUCGACGAGAUGAAGCGUCAGGGUUUCACCAAACCCACCGCCAUCCAAUCCCAGGGCUGGCCAAUUGCGUUGAGCGGACGCGAUCUUGUGGGCAUCGCCCAAACCGGAUCGGGCAAGACAUUGGCCUACAUGCUGCCCGCCAUUGUGCACAUUGGCAACCAGCCGCCGAUAAUGCGCGGCGAUGGACCCAUCGCCUUGGUGUUGGCGCCCACACGUGAGCUGGCCCAGCAGAUUCAGUCGGUGGUGCGGGAUUAUGGGCAUUUGUGCAAGCCCGAGAUACGUCACACUUGCAUCUUUGGCGGGUCAUCGAAGGUGCCGCAAGCACGCGACUUGGAGCGUGGCGUCGAGGUCAUAAUUGCCACACCGGGACGUCUGAUUGAUUUCCUCGAGAAUCGCAAUACGAAUUUGCAGCGUUGCACAUAUCUCGUCUUGGAUGAGGCCGAUCGCAUGCUCGACAUGGGCUUUGAGCCGCAAAUACGCAAGAUUAUCGAACAGAUUCGUCCGGAUCGUCAGGUUGUCAUGUGGUCGGCCACAUGGCCCAAGGAGGUGCAGGCACUGGCUGGCGAUUUCCUCAACGAUUACAUACAGAUCAACAUUGGCUCGAUGAAUCUGUCGGCCAAUCACAAUAUCCGACAGAUUGUCGAGAUUUGCAAUGAGAACGAGAAGCCGCAGCGCAUGGUGCGAUUGCUCAAGGAGAUUGCGCCGACCACGAACAAUGCGGCCAACAAUGGCAACAAAAUCAUCAUAUUUGUGGAGACCAAAAUUAAGGUGGAGGACAUCCUGCAGAUAAUUCGCAGCGAGGGCUACACAGCCACCUCCAUACACGGCGACAAGUCGCAGAGUGAACGCGAUUCGGUGCUGAAGGAUUUCCGGAAUGGUAAAUCAAACAUUUUGAUUGCCACCGAUGUGGCAUCGCGUGGCCUCGAUGUGGAGGAUCUGCAGUAUGUGAUUAACUACGAUUAUCCAAAUUCAUCCGAGAACUAUGUGCAUCGCAUUGGACGCACCGGACGCUGCCAGCAACUGGGCACCGCCUACACAUUCUUCACCCCCGACAAUGCCAAGCAGGCCCGUGAAUUGAUCUCCGUGCUCGAGGAGGCUGGCCAGACGCCAUCGCAGGCGCUGCUCGAUUUGGCCCGUGCCAUGCCCAAUUCGGCAAACUAUCGCGGCAACAAGCGUUGGAAUAACAAUGGCGGCAACGGUGGCGGCAAUGCCUCCGGUGUCUAUCAGCAGCGCAGCAAUCCGCUCAACUAUCAGGCCGGCGGCAAUGGCAAUGUUGGCGGCAACAAUGGUUACAACAAUCGCGCCAACUAUCAGCAGCAAUACGCUGCUGGCGGCAACAGUUAUCAGCCCAAUGGCGCCGGCGGCGGCGGCGGUGUUGGCAAUUGGAAUCGUGGCGGCGGCGCUGGCGCUGCACUCAAUCAACAAACGGGUCCCGAUGGCGGCAAUCGCAACGGCAAUGCCACCUAUCGCCCUCGGGCUCCCUUCAACAAUGGCGGACCACGUGCCAUCAUGGGACACAAUGGCGCAGGCGGCGCUGCUGGCGGUGCGGCUGGUGCCCACAAUGCUGGGCAACCGCAUUUGGGUCAACAGGGCGGCGCAUUCAUGCAACCGAACUAUCGUGGACGGCAAUUUGUGCCACCGAAUGCGGCAGCCGCUGGCAGUGGAAUGCCACGUUUCCAGCAGUAUCCCAAGCGUGACUAUCAACAGCAGCAGCAGCAACAACAACAGCAGCAGCAACAGCCACAACAGCAGCAACAACAGCCGCCGCAACACUACACACAACAGCAGCAGCAGCAACAACAGCAGCAGCAGCAACAGAAGCCAAAGCAUGCGAUGGUGGGCGAUGAUAAGACUUUCAAAGAGUAUGCACCGACUGUGGUCAGCACACCGCUUGUCCACUACACGCCAGCCAAUUCGCCACCGAUUGCCGCCGUUGCGGCAGCCGCAGCUGUGGCUGGCGGCGCUGGUCGGGCACCGGUUGCCGCCGCACCAGGUGCUGCCUAUAUGUACGAUGCGGCCGGUGUGUUGACCACAACGGCGGCACCCGGCACAAAUCCGUAUGCCAGCCAAUUCAAUAUGCCGCCCGCCUAUUAUGCGGCUCAGCAUCAUCAAUUUGCACCCGCUGUGGCUGGUCCUGGACCCGGUGCUGCCAUCGAGCAGGCAGGACAGCAUUAAGUGCUGCAAAGGAAGAGAAGAACUUACUGCAACCAACUAUACUAAACAACAACAAACAACAGCAAAGAGAAGCAAGCACUACUCCACCCAGACAAAAACACACAAGAAAAACAUACACACACAAACAUUUUGACACGAAUGAAAUGUAGUAAACAUUGAAUCAAACGAGUUUACACAUUUGCCGCAUACGCUAAACAAACAAAAGAAAUCGAGAAAGAAAAAAAAAACACAAAAAUAACAAAAAUGAAACCCUGCAAUUUGUCUAUUAAACCAAUGAAUGCCAGGUGUAUGGGGUAAAUGAUGUAAGCUAGUGUGAUUCUUGGUCGAUCGGAUCCGGAUUCCAACAUCAAACAACAACAACAACAAUCAGAGCGUCUCAACAAGAACAACGCAACAACAAAUGGCAACUAUUAACGAUGAUAAAAACAAAUGAAAGAUUGAGAAAAAAAAGAGAACAUUUUUUGCACAAGUUUAACUCCGUUUUUAUUUAUAUCUCGAUGUGGAUAUAUGCACGCAUAGUUUCUCAUUUAUAUCUAUGAUUUUUCUGCUACACAAAACACACACACACACAUUAUGCACUCAUAUAUUAUUAACACAUGGACAAAUUUGAGUUAUGCGCUUGGCGGCUGCAGCAGCAACAACAAAACACAACAAAACGGCAAUUUAACAACAAAUCGUUAGG